Lotus japonicus is the source of this 2034-nucleotide messenger RNA. RefSeq names its product L-ascorbate oxidase homolog. The transcript is spliced from 5 exons. The record is from RefSeq and is a predicted model, not a curated record. Bases 107 to 1762 code for a protein of 551 amino acids. NCBI's taxonomy places the organism in Eukaryota, Viridiplantae, Streptophyta, Magnoliopsida, Fabales, Fabaceae. Gene Ontology annotation, molecular function: oxidoreductase activity; copper ion binding.
GAGGAGUCUUCUUCCACUGUAGAAUAAAGAAAAAUAAAAGAAGCUGAUUUUAGGAGAAAAAUAAAAGGUUAAAAUAGAGUAAGAACAUAGAGAAAAAGGUAGAUAGAUGGGUGGAGUAAUAAUGUUGAUGCUCUUUCUAUGCCUUUUUGCUGGGACAAUAUCUGUGGUUUGGGGUGAAGAUCCUUACUUCUACUUGACAUGGAAUGUUACAUAUGGAACCAUUUCUCCAUUGGGUGUACCCCAGCAAGCCAUUCUCAUCAACGACCGAUUUCCUGGACCCAAUAUCAAUGCCACCACAAAUAAUAACCUAGUUAUUAAGGUCUUCAACAAUCUUGAUGAGCCUUUCCUUUUGACAUGGAAUGGUAUCCAACAAAGGAAGAAUUCAUGGCAAGACGGUGUUGCCGGAACAAACUGCCCCAUUCCUCCAGGGACACACUUCACCUACCAUUUCCAAGUGAAGGAUCAAAUAGGUAGCUACUUUUAUUCCCCAACCACAGCAAUGCACAGAGCAGCAGGUGGUUUUGGCAGCCUCCGUAUAAACAGUCGCUUGCUCAUUCCGGUACCUUAUCCCGAUCCUGAGGAUGACUACACUGUUCUCAUCAAUGACUGGUACACAAAGAGCCACACCAUACUGAAGAAAUUGUUGGAUAGUGGGAGAUCUAUUGGUAGACCUACAGGUGUUCUCAUCAAUGGAAAAACAGCCAAAGGUGAUGGAAAAGAUGAGCCACUCUUCACCAUGAAGCCUGGAAAGACCUACAAAUACAGAGUGUGCAAUGUUGGCCUCAAGGACACCCUCAAUUUCAGGAUCCAAGGCCAUCCCAUGAAAAUUGUUGAGGUAGAAGGCUCCCAUGUGGUGCAAAAUAACUAUGACUCUAUUGAUGUCCACGUAGGUCAAUGCUUUUCUGCUCUUGUCACGGCUAAUAAGAAGCCAAUGGAUUACUACAUCGUGGCUUCAAGUCGCUUCACCAAAGGUGUUUUAACAGGUAAGGGUAUAAUCCGUUAUGCCAAUGGUAAGGGUGGUCCUCCUGCACCAGAGAUCCCAAAGGCACCCAUUGGUUGGGCAUGGUCUCUCAACCAGUUCCAUUCCUUCCACUGGAACCUCACUGCUAGUGCUGCCAGGCCCAACCCUCAGGGCUCCUACAAAUAUGGUCAGAUAAAUAUCACUCGCACCAUCAAGCUCAGUAACUCAGUUAGCAGAACAAAGGGCAAGCUUCGCUACGCCAUCAAUGGUGUCUCCCAUGUUGACCCAGAAACUCCCGUCAAGCUUGCUGAAUACUUUGGUAUUGGGGACAAGGUAUUCAAAUAUGAUACUAUCACAGACAACCCACCCCCCAACAUUGGAACCGCUGUAACGUUACAACCAAAUGUCCUCAAUGUUACAUUCCGUAAUUUCAUCGAGAUCAUCUUUGAGAACAAUGAAAAAUCAGUCCAGACAUAUCACCUGGAUGGUUACUCAUUUUUUGUAGUCGGCUCAGAACCAGGAACAUGGAGCCCAGUGAAAAGGAAGGACUAUAACCUUCUUGAUGCUGUGAGCAGACACACAGUUCCAGUCUUCCCAAAAUCUUGGUCGGCGAUCAUGUUGACAUUCGACAAUGCUGGAAUGUGGAAUCUGAGAUCAGAGAUGGCUGAGAAUCGCUACCUGGGACAACAACUCUACCUUAGUGUUAUGUCCCCUGAGCGUUCUACCAAUGAUGAAUACCCUAUGCCAGAGAACAUAUUGCGUUGCGGUCUUGUAAAGAAUUUGCCAAAGCCAAAACCAUAAUACACCUAAUUAUAAAUACUCUCUAUAUUUAGCUAUCGUUUCUUUGAGAAACGUGACACCAAAGGUGGUUUUAGCAAGCUUGUAGAAGAAUAUAUUGUAGCUAGAAGGUUGGGGAAAAUCAAUGUGUGUCAACCAAUUUGAAAUUGCAAUUUUGUACUUUCUUGAUUCUUUUCGACAUACGCAAUCCUAUAUAGUUUUAGCCAAAAAUAGGUUUGCAUAUUUUUUGUAAUCGUUAGAUUGUUCUUAAUAAAUAAAAUAGUCAUAUAAAUGUG